This is a messenger RNA of Sparassis crispa, 2283 nucleotides long. RefSeq lists its product as hypothetical. Lineage: Eukaryota; Fungi; Basidiomycota; Agaricomycetes; Polyporales; Sparassidaceae. The transcript has 4 exons. The record is from RefSeq and is a predicted model, not a curated record. The coding region runs from base 1 to 2283 and encodes 760 amino acids.
AUGGUGAAGAAGACACCUGCCGAUUGCAUGCGGGCCAUGGACAAGAUUCAGUUGACGGCCAACAGUUUUCCUCUGCUCCUGUCAGUGCCCGAAGGUAUGGCGGAAGCGCCUCUCAAGGUGAUGAAGGUACAAGUUCGAGACUUCAUGAAUCAUCACUACGCAUUGGCGAAGGGUGUUCGGAACUGCAAGUCGCCAUGGACAAAGCUGAACAGCAUAGAUGACAUCAAUGAGGUUAUUCCAGCGGAGAUGCUACCUGAGAACUUCCAGUGGAUCGAUCUCUCAAAGAUGACAAGUGUUCCUGUUCGUGCCCUCCUCGACCACUUGCGGGCACGCCAAGAGGAACAUGGACCUGAGCAGACCAUGCAAUUCACCCAGUACUUCGACAAGGAUGGCAAAGCUGCUCCCGCCAAGUAUGAUCCUCUUCCACCACUUGACGGAUCAGCACAGGCAUUAGAAGAAGGAUCUGAACAUGAGGUCCAAGAAGCACUCACACCAAAGAAGGCGGGGAAGGCGAAGAAGAAGGGUAAACCUGUGUGCAAGGUCACGGAAAAGACGGCAUCGAAGGAGACAAAGGGCAAAGCUGUCCCUGGCGGAGCCAAAGGCGGUGGGCAUAAACGCAAGAUGAAAGAUGCAUACGACUCAGAAGACGAUGCCAGAAGCAGCCAAGACUCUGAUCGGAGUUCGCCAGAUAUACCCAGCAUGGCUUCCGAAGAAGAUACUGCCAGCGAUGAAGAUUCAGGGGAUGGCGAGAGCGUGAUUGUGAAUAAAGUGAAGGGCAAGGUGGUCACCACCACCAAUGGAUGUAAGGCUAACAAUGGUGGUGCACCUCAAGCGAGCAGUAGUGGCGAUGCCAAGAUGAAGGAAAAGCGAGGUCGCCAAGACCUUCCUCUGGGCGCACUGCACAGAUUUGACAUGGAGGAGACUGAUGAAGCAUCGAGUGAACUGGAGCUCAGUACAAAGGAGCUGAGGCUUGAGCUUCAAGGCCGAGCCCCACAUCUCACUGGCGGGAGUACUGUGGGGAGUACUGUGCCCCACCUCAUCAAAAGGAGAGACGUGUUUCUUGCCACCCUUUCCGUCAAACUGCGAUACCAGGAUAUGCUGAAGGAAGUCAAGAUUGCGACUGUGCCCCAGAUGUAUCAUUUCGCCAGGUAUGAUCCGAUUCCCUGGAGCGAAUGGUCGUAUGGCCAGCGCGACCUCCCGCCAUCAUUCCAUGCAGUGGACAACUUUGACAUCAUCGAGAACUGGUUAGGCGACAAACCAUGGCUGAUAAAAUAUCAGUUCUUACAUCCACAGGGCUUCAUUGAGGAGGGCGAACCGAUGAACCUUCCCGACUACGUGGUGAACUCGGCGAUCUCAUUUGAUGCAGUAGAGCAGCUGCUUCGCUGUUGCGAGAUCAUUACCUUGGACAUGGUGAAAGGGAAUGUCACCCAUGCCAUGGUGAAGCCAGUGAGCAAGCCUGCCAUACGCGGUGCCCCUCAAGGUGGCGAUGACCUUGGGGGCCAGGAGGAGCAGGAAGGUGAUGCCUCUGCAAGAACUCACAAUGGCACUGCUACCGCUGCCAAAGUUCACAAGGCUCACCAGCCUGCCGCCACGGCCAACAACCCAAUCAUUCCAAGUGGAGGAGAUGAAGGGCCGAGCCAGGAGACCAGUGGUGGGGCCUCUGACAAUGGCGAAGAGGACGAUGCACACUUGUCCGUACCUAGCAGUGGUGCCGAACGACCGCCACCGCCUCCGUUUAUACCUAAGACAAGGAAGGCGGCAGCCAUGAAAGGCCGUCCGUCAGGUCAAGCCAAAGCACUCCAGGGAUGGUCGAUCACCGAUGCCCUUCAGAGUAAUAUCCCCGGCAGGAUCACUUGCAGUCAGCGUCAAGCGAUGGAUGAGUUGCCCGCCAAGAAUACCCACAGUCAGCAUCCACUAGGAGCUGUUAAAGAUUUGAAGAAGCUUCCUGAUCCAAAGCAGAAAUGUCAACCAGCACGUCCCGAGCCCGAUGGUGAAGACAGCUCUGGCGAAGACAAUCCGCCACCUCGGAAGCGUGGACAUGGUACUCGGGACGAGUUGGUAGUGGUGUCACCGAGGAAGAAGAAUGCGAGGGCCGAGGACUCGGAUGAUGGUGACACACUUCCCGCAAAGCAAAGACGAGCUCUGCCUCAGACCCCAAAGGUCAAGGACAAGGGAGAAACCAAGCUGAAGCCGGUGCAUCUGAGGAAAGCAGCCGCCAAAGUGAAAGAGAGUGGCCAAGUUGGUGCAGGUCGCAAGACCCGCAGUGGUGGCACCAGACCUUGA